This is a messenger RNA of Jatropha curcas, 2310 nucleotides long. RefSeq names its product RAN GTPase activating protein 2 (gene RANGAP2). Lineage: Eukaryota; Viridiplantae; Streptophyta; Magnoliopsida; Malpighiales; Euphorbiaceae. Gene Ontology annotation, molecular function: GTPase activator activity; protein binding. The record is from RefSeq and is a predicted model, not a curated record.
GGUAGCUAUCAAUCUAUCAAUCCUUCAAACCAAAUCCAAGCAAGCAAGCUGGCUUUCCAUUUUCAGUCGAAAACCUUUUCCCUCCACUCUCUCUUAGUAUAUAAAGUCUGUCGUCGCUCUUCUCUUCUUUGGUCUGUUUUCUGAUUUUAGAUAUCAGAGAGCUCUGUUUUCAAAGCCACACGGAAUCGCAAAGAAGGAUAUUAAGCAGGUGAAGGUAGCAGUGCGAUAAAAUUUAUAGUGGUAUAGCACUGCUUUCAAAGGAAUACUGAACCACUUUGUUCCAGUAGCUGUCUAAAAGCCUCAUUUGCAGGCUUCUUUGCAAUGGAUGCUACAACACUGAAGUCACAACACCGCCCUUUUUCAAUUAAACUAUGGCCACCUAGCCAAAACACAAGGCAAUUGCUCGUGACACGUAUUACAGGAAAUCUCACCACAAAGUCAAGUUUCACUCAGAGGUAUGGCACUCUGAGCAAAGAGGAGGCUGAGGAGAACGCUAGAAGAAUUGAAGAUGUUGCUUUUGUCACAGCAAACCAACAUUAUGAAAUGGAGCCAGAUGGUGAUGGAGGUUCUGCUGUACAGCUUUAUGCAAAGGAAAGCAGUAAGCUAAUUUUGGAAGUUCUCAAGAGAGGCCCGGCACGAAAGGAGGACGGAGAAGUCCCAGUGCCUGCAGAGGUUGCUAUAUCACGUGAUACUGUUUUUGAUAUAUCAAAAGGGCCACGAGCUUUUAUUGAGGCAGAGGAGGCUGAGGAUAUUCUAAAACCAUUAAAGGAGCCAGGAAAUUCAUACACUAAGAUAUGCUUUAGUAAUAGAAGCUUUGGUAUAGAAGCAGCCCAUGUUGCGGAGCCCGUUUUGGCUUCCAUGAAGGAUCAGUUGAAGGAUGUUGAUUUGUCGGAUUUCAUUGCUGGUAGACCAGAGACAGAAGCUCUUGAAGUUAUGAAUAUCUUUUCUGCUGCUCUGGAAGGUAGCAUUUUGAAGUCCUUGGACCUUUCAAACAAUGCCUUGGGUGAGAAAGGUGUGAGAGCCUUUGGGGCACUCCUUAAAUCACAGAGUUGCUUAGAGGAACUUUAUCUAAUGAAUGACGGUAUUUCUGAGGAAGCUGCACGGGCAGUUUGUGAAUUGAUUCCAUCAACAGAGAAGCUUAGGAUCCUUCAUUUCCAUAAUAAUAUGACAGGAGAUCAAGGGGCACUUUCCAUUGCUGAAGUUGUGAAACGUUCUCCGUUACUAGAAGAUUUUCGAUGUUCCUCUACAAGGAUAGGUGCAGAAGGAGGAAUUGCCUUGUCAGAAGCACUUGAGACCUGCACUCAGUUGAAGAAACUUGACCUGCGAGACAACAUGUUUGGUGUAGAAGCUGGAGUUGCUUCGAGUAAAGCUAUUUCCAAGAAUACAGGGUUGACUGAGGUUUAUCUGAGUUAUCUCAACUUGGAAAAUGAGGGUGCUGUUGCCAUAGUCAAUUCGCUGAAGGAAUCGGCCCCUGCGCUUGAAGUACUGGAUAUGGCUGGGAAUGAAAUAACAGCUGAAGCUGCUCCUGCUAUAUCUGCUUGUAUAGCAAUGAAGCAGAAUCUAACCAAGUUGAACUUCGCUGAAAAUGAGUUGAAGGAUGAAGGUGCUAUCCAGAUUAGCAGGGCCUUGGAAGAAGGCCAUCUUGAAUUGAAGGAAGUUGAUAUGAGCAUCAACUCCUUAGGAAGGGCUGGGGCUCGGGUCUUGGGACAAGUGGUGGUGCAGAAGCCUGAGUUUAAAUUGCUGACAAUCAAUGGGAAUUUUAUCUCCAAUGAAGGCAUUGAUGAGCUGAAGAAAAUGUUUAAGAAAUUCCCUGACAUGCUUGGGCCCUUGGAUGAGAAUGAUCCUGAAGGAUGUGAUGAAGAUGAAGAAUCUGGAGAGGGUGAUGAUGAUGAGCAUGACUUGGAAUCCAAACUGGAGAACCUUGAAGUUAAUGGAGAGGAUUAGUGUUUCUCUUAUUAUGAAGGACCAUUCGUAGAUUCAAUUGCAGUGGAGGAUGAUUAAUGCAGGAGACAUUCACAGUGUAUUGUAUGUUCUUUACAAUCUUAAAAUGCUGACCAGAGCUGUGGCUCAGUUUGCUGUGAUUGGAACUGAAGCAUUUUCCAUCGGUAGGGCAGGUUUACUGCAAACUUUUCCAUCCUCCGUUUUCCAUUACCUAUUUAUCUCAUCUGGACUUUGUAGGAUAAGAUUCUGUAGUGCAUUACUAAAAUAAUGCUAAUACUUCUUUUUUAAGUUUCUUUUGCAUUAAUGCAUUAUUGACUUCCUGCUGUUGGUUGAUUUUUUUAAGUGUAUUACAUUAGCCUUGGACCGAUU